UGGAAGAAACAGAAUCUAGAGCACCAUCUCCACCACCUAGAAAGCCAAGAGGUCCAACAUUGAUGUCCCACAUAUGGGAGUUGGAUAAAGGUGUCAAGGUUAAUGUCAUAUUUGAUGCAAAUUGCCACCCAAUUGGUAAAGAAGGCUGCACCUUAACUCGAUUCCUUGGUACUGUUGCAAGAAAAUCAGAUGUUGCACCUAUUAGCUACAUGGAAUGGAGGGAUAUGCCUCAAAUUUAUAAGGAUGACAUGUGGAAGAUUAUUGAGGUAAAAAAAAAAAAAAUUGGCUUAUACUCUUAAUAGAUUAGUAAACUUGGUGCAAAUUUGGUAUAUUACUUCCAUAUUUAAUUAGCUAUAUUAAAGAAAAACCUUUUGUUUUUAGCUAUGUUAGAUUUUACGUUUCCAAUUGACUCAAGAGCUCUAGUUCCAUUUCCUUUGUCUUCUUUGGUUUUUCUCUACAUUUUUAGAAAGCUUUGCUGAAGGAAGAAAGCCAUCAAGGGCUGAACUCUACAUUCAAAGUCGAAUGAAAAAGGAUGGGGGACCUGUAAGUGAAGAGGCAAGCCAAGUGAUGGAACAACUUAAAAACUGCAUGAGUGCGUCUACUUCUUCUGCAAGUGCAUUGGAGGAAACUACAUCUUGGCAAGAUGAUAUAUUCUCUAAGGGGAAGGGAUCUGACAAGAAAGGGAGGGUUCGCUGCUUAGGCAAGGUCUCAACUUCCAAAAAAUCUAUCCCUUCCACCUCUACGAACAGCAAUGUUGAGCAAAGGUUGAGUGAGGUAGAGAAUAUGUUGGGUGGAUUAAUGCAGCUAAUGAAAGCAAGAUUCCCUAACGAGAAUAUCACAGAUAUUUUACAAGCUGCCAACGAAUUAGCUGCUGCCAACAGAUUGGAUAGAGAGGUUUCGGAUGCUAACAGUGGGCAAGCUUUUUCCCCAAAUAAUCGUUCCUCUUCACAUUCAAGCUAUCACCUUUUGUCUCACCAAAAUGAGGGUAAUGAAGAAAAUGAUAGGCAAAGGGACUAAAAGGCAUGUUUGUAUCUCUUCUUGGAUCUAUAAUUUCUAGUGACAAACUUCUUCAGAUUCGGCAAUUUUUGUUUUUGCCAAGAUCUGCUGUUUUGAGAUUGAUAUAUAUCUAAGGAAUUCCUCUUUUAUGGUUGCCAAUUUAGUGCAUCAAUUAACUAAUUCUUUUUUU
Molecule: messenger RNA, 1186 nt
Organism: Rubroshorea leprosula
Lineage: Eukaryota; Viridiplantae; Streptophyta; Magnoliopsida; Malvales; Dipterocarpaceae
Source: the annotation of a GenBank genome assembly